CAGCCCUGCUUCAAGUUGUGCCCAGUGCGCGCAUGAAUCAGCUCUCACAGCUUGUUAAAGCUGGACCUCUUGUUUUCAUGCCCUCACCUCAGGAAACAAGAGUUACAGCAUCUCCAGCUCAACUCAGCAGGGGGCCAGGGUCCUCACUUUAUAAACAUCCUCAGCCUGUGAAAGAGGGCAUCGAGAUGGUGUGAGAGAGAAGCCCAGGGAGAGAGAAAAACUAAGACUCAAGGAGCAAAGCAAAGAAAAGAAAAGCCAAGCCGACAAAACCAGAGUAGCCUGAACAGAAGCCAAGAAGGGUCCAAGAGGGCUGUGCCACAGAAAUGGCCCUGAGAAUGCUCUGCACUGGACAGGCCAAGUGGACCCUAGGAGACUGGGGGACCAUCUGCUUGGUGGUGUCUCUACUUCUGCAGUACCCAGGAGUCCACAGCAAGUGUUACUUCCAAGCUCAAGCUCCCUGUCAUUAUGAGGGGAAAUAUUUCACCCUGGGUGAGUCUUGGCUCCGCAAGGAUUGUUUCCAUUGUACCUGUCUGCAUCCUGUCGGUGUGGGCUGCUGUGACACGUCUCAGCAUCCCAUUGACUUCCCUGCUGGGUGUGAGGUUCGUCGGGAGGCAGGAAGCUGUCAAUUUUCCUUGGUGCAAAAAUCUGAUCCUCAGCUACCCUGCAAAGGUGGAGGGCCUGACACAGAGUGGGGCUCAGCUCCCCAUCCCAGCUAGAACUCACCUGAUCACCCAU
Messenger RNA from Fukomys damarensis (Damara mole-rat), 735 nucleotides. It is a transcript of the gene Msmp, whose product is annotated as microseminoprotein, prostate associated. Bases 324 to 716 code for a protein of 130 amino acids. The record is from RefSeq and is a predicted model, not a curated record. The transcript has 3 exons. Lineage: Eukaryota; Metazoa; Chordata; Mammalia; Rodentia; Bathyergidae.